Messenger RNA from Ornithodoros turicata, 1906 nucleotides. RefSeq lists its product as uncharacterized. The record is from RefSeq and is a predicted model, not a curated record. NCBI's taxonomy places the organism in Eukaryota, Metazoa, Arthropoda, Arachnida, Ixodida, Argasidae. The coding region runs from base 35 to 1906 and encodes 623 amino acids. The transcript is spliced from 3 exons.
AAGAAGAAGACGACGUCCAGGAACAUGUUGCGGAAUGGUUUCCAACAUUUCUAAGAGACUUUCUGUCGCCUUCAUUACAUUUUGCUGCAUGCGCAGACAGUACCGCUGUCGCACCAUGCGCAAGAACUGCUGCAAGAGCGUGCUGGGCGUCACUUUGCUUCUAGCCCUGACCGCCAUAGCAACAACACUCUACGCCAGAACCACGGGACAAAGCGAAACACAGUCCUCCGCAAACGCAUCCCUCAUCAGCACCACUGGAUGCAGAAUACCAGACUUCCCGAUCUUCACCUCAGCCACUUACAGGUCAUACCGCCGUUUACCCGCCACUGUCUGUACCGGGAAACCGUCUUUCAUCAAACGCCGGGACGACGUCCUCGAAGUCGACAAAGAUAUCCUGUUUCGAGUCUACAAUCUAACGCCAGAAGAAAUUAUAUGCUACUACUCCAAAAUAUCCCGUCACGAAAAAGACGACGCCCCGGACAAGUCCGUGCUCCUCAAGGCUAAGAGCCCUCUUUAUUUCGGUAUACCUUUGCAGGAUGACUACUUCCUCCUGUCGUGUCAGAAAGAUAGUGCUACCUUCCACAAGGAAUUCUUCAUGAUGCCAGUAUUGAAACGCGAUGUCGAAAGUCGUUGCUCGGAAGCUGAGAAACAGCUGCCGCCCAGUGCGGUGCGGCACAAUGUCCUGGUGCUCGGCCUGAGUUCCGUGUCGCGCAUCAACUCCCACAGGCAUCUAGUAAAGACCAGGCGGUACCUCAUGGAAGACUUGAAGUCUAUCGAGCUCCUGGGUUACAACAAAGUCGGUGACGGUGGCUUCUCGAACCAAGUCCCGAUCUUGACGGGUCUGAGGGAACAGGACGUUCCCGGAGGGUCCUUUUUCGAUAGCUUGGACUUCGUCUGGAAGAAGUACGCUGCACUCGGGUACCGCACUCUUUUUCUCGAAGAAAGCCCCGUCUAUGGCUUGUUCCACUAUCGAGCGAAAGGAUUUUCUGAACCUCCUACCGAUUACCAUCCGAGAUCCAUUCUUCUCGCAAUGGAGAUGUUACUCCCUUCCAAGAACUCGCACAAGUGCUACGGGACGAACCAAAGUGAAACGGACUUUUCGCUGAAUUACACUUUGUCACUCCUCAAGUUUCCGGACGGACAUCCUCUCUUCGGUUACACGUGGCUCUCAUCCGUGACGAAACAUGACGUCAACGCCCCGAGCAAAAUCGACGCCAUGUUGAAGAAGUUCUUUCAGGAACUUCAAAAGUCUGGAGUGCUGCACAAGACGAUCGUCAUCUUUCUCAGCGACCAUGGCAUGAGAGCAAGCCACGCUGACGCUAUGGAGAACCUCGAAAGAAACCAGCAUCGCUUGACUACACCGUUUGAUGUUCACGCGACGCUGAUGGAACUGGCUGACCUUACGUCAGGUCUUCAAGAUGCGGACGGUAGCAGACGACAGGGUAAACAGCAGUCCAAGCGGACGACAUUUCAGACGACGUUCGGUUUGAGCCUUCUGCAUGAAAUACCAGAAAGCAGAACAUGCAAAGACGCGUUUGUGUCACAGCAUUGGUGCGCCUGUCAUCCACCAGGUGGUGCUUCGCCAACAAAACGCGAUGCACAUUUAAUGGUGGAGUUCUUGUUGCAGACGAUCAACGAUUGGCUGAAGGAGUCACAUCCAGUAGCGUGUGACCCGCUCUUAUUGGCUGAUAUAUUGAAUGUUGAGGAGAGGCGGUUUGAAGGUGAAGAUGAAGGUCAUAAGUAUUUUACUAUUGCUGUGAGAACGAAUCCCAAGGACGCCACGUUUGAAGCAACGAUACAAACAAACAGGACGGAAGGGAUGAAUCUGAUUGGUGUAAGCCGCAUAGAUAAGUAUGACAGGACUUGUGUGCGUGACAGGGUCAUGGAGAUGUAUUGUACGUGUUGA